AUGUCUACUCAACCUCCUCCCCCAUUUCGACCAAGGCAAUGCUUACCUUUGAGUCCUAAGAUUAUGCAAGAGCUCAUGGGCGAUGUUACUCUACAGAUCGCACGUCAGAUCGUAAACUCAACCCCACUGAAUACCGGUGCCAUCAUUCUUGACAACGGCUGUGGCAAUGGCGUCGUCACGCAGGCAAUCACUGAAACGAAAGAAGCGGGGGAUAUCACAAUCCACGCAACAGAUGUUGUGCCCCCACUGGUACAAGCAACAGCCGCACUUGCAGCUUCAAAGGGUUGGGCAGAUUCCGUCAAAGCAGAAGUUAUGCCAGCAGAAGCUUUGUCCUUUGGAGACAAUUACUUCACGGACAGCUUCAACAACUUUCUGAUCUUCCUCGUCAAAGAUCCUGAGAAAGUCGCUAGUCAUAUCUACCGCACUCUCAAACCUGGAGGAACUGCGAUCGUCACGACGUGGGCGAGCGUCGCUCACCAUAAUCCAAUUCUGAAAGCAAACAAUGCAACGAGAGGCGAGGAUGCUUUUCACGCCUACAAGGAAGGUGCGAAAUGGCAGAGUGCUGAUCAUCUCAAGUCUGUUCUUGAGGGUGCUGGGUUUAAGGAUAUUAAAAUGUCGCAAAGUGAUGCUGUGCUACAGAUUCCGGAUCUGAAGCGUUGGUCGGAGGUGGCUUGGAGUUUUCUAGGGGCACCGAAGGGACCUGCGGGUGGAUGGGUUGAAAGUGAUGAGGAGAGGUUUGAUGAAGCUGUCGCUGUUGUGAAAAGGGCAAUGGAAGAUGAAGAGACUAUUACUGUGGAUGGGAAGGGUGGAGCUGCGGCUAGGAUGAUUGCUCAUAUUGCGGUGGCUAAGAAGUGA
Messenger RNA from Glarea lozoyensis ATCC 20868, 855 nucleotides. Its product is annotated as S-adenosyl-L-methionine-dependent methyltransferase. Gene Ontology annotation, molecular function: S-adenosylmethionine-dependent methyltransferase activity. NCBI's taxonomy places the organism in Eukaryota, Fungi, Ascomycota, Leotiomycetes, Helotiales, Helotiaceae. The transcript has a single exon. The record is from RefSeq and is a predicted model, not a curated record. Bases 1 to 855 code for a protein of 284 amino acids.